GUGUACAUUAUCAAGGUCACUUGGUCCAAUGGCUCAACAGAGGCAAUUUAUCGACGCUACAGCAAGUUCUUUGAUCUGCAGAUGCAAAUGUUGGACACAUUUCCAAUGGAAGGAGGACAGAAGGACCCUAAACAAAGGAUAAUUCCCUUUUUGCCAGGCAAAAUUCUCUUCCGCCGAAGCCACAUCCGUGAUGUUGCUAUUAAACGUCUUAUACCCAUUGAUGAGUAUUGUAAGGCUCUGAUCCAGCUGCCACCAUACAUCUCUCAGUGUGAUGAGGUUCUUCAGUUUUUUGAAACAAGGCCAGAAGACCUAAAUCCUCCUAAAGAUGAACCAAUUGGAAAGAAGAGAUCUGGACUUAUCCAGAGAACGGCUUCUGAUCUUCUGAGAGCUGGAGAUUUGUCAUCUGCUGAUCCCAUGGUGCUGGAACAAUAUGUGGUGGUGGCUGAUUACCAGAAGCAAGAGAGCUCUGAAAUUAGUUUGUGUGCUGGCCAAGUUGUGGACAUAAUUGAGAAGAAUGAAUCUGGCUGGUGGUUUGUAAGUACAUUGGACGAACAAGGAUGGGUUCCCGCAACAUGCCUAGAAAUCCAGGAUGGUGCCCAGGAUGAAUUUUCAAUGCAAACUGAAGAAGAGAAGUAUAUGGUGAUCUAUCCAUACGCUGCUCGGGAUCAAGAUGAAAUAAACCUGGACAAAGGAGCUACUGUGGAGGUGAUCCAGAAAAAUCUGGAGGGAUGGUGGAAAAUCAGAUAUCAGGGUCAGGAGGGCUGGGCCCCAGCAUCUUACCUGAAAAGAGGGAGCGGAGACCUACUUACAUCAAAACUGGGGUCUGCAGCUUCAGCCCAUUCACAUGCCUUGGAUAUGGAUGGACUUUCUCGGCAGCAGAACUCCCCAGGUCGAGACAAGGAUGGAGUGAGUAAUCAAAGAGAUGGAAGAUAUGAUGGCCGCCCAUUGCCCAAUGUGGACUUUCAACGAAAGUCACCAAAGAUGAGGCAAAGACCCCCUCCUCGUCGAGAUCUCACAAUACCACGGUGUGUCAAUCUGCCAAAGCCUCCAGUGCCCCCACAAGUGGAGGAAGAGUAUUACACUAUUGCUGAUUUCCAGACUACCAUCCCUGAUGGGAUCAGUUUCCAGGCAGGACUGAAAGUAGAGGUAAUUGAGAAGAACCUAAGUGGUUGGUGGUAUAUUCAAAUUGAGGAGAAGGAAGGCUGGGCACCGGCUACUUUUAUUGACAAAUACAAGAAAACUAGCAAUGCCUGUAGACCUAAUUUCUUGGCACCGUUACCAAAUGAGAUGGCACAGCUACGGCUUGGUGACAGCACAGCAGAGAACAGCUCUAAUGGAGACCCUGCUGGGCCAUCUCGACCUCUGCCUGAAGCACCCCCUAAUGGUAUUGAAUAUGGUAUCAAAUGGAAAGGAAAGGAGAUGUCCCAGGAUGCUUUGCCGGAGAACAGUGAUGCCUCUUUGUGUGUUGGGUAUGAAGAAAUAGGUGAUCGAGAUAUGGAAGAGAAACCGAGUCUUCCUCCAAGGAAGGAAUCCAUAAUUAAAUCAGAAGAGGAAUUACUGGAAAGACAAAGAUUGGAGCAGCGGCCUCCUCCAAAACCUCCUGGCAUGAUUUUGCCUGCAAUUCCCCCAAAGCAGAUCGUGCCUCCAAGGGACAACAAGAAGCCAGAGCUGAAAACAGAGAAGGGCAAAUUGUUCCAGUUGAAAAACGAAAUGGGUCUUGAGUGUGGACAUAAGGUUUCUCCAAAAGAAAUAAAGAAGCCCAACCUCCGUCCCACAGUCAAGCCAAUGAAACCAAAGAUGGAGCCCCCAGAGGAUAAGCCUGAAGCAGCUACCCAAAACCUUUUCCUGAAAUCAAAACCUCAGAUCAGACCGAAGCCAGCACCUGCUCCUAGGACAGAUCCUCCUCAGUCAGAGAACAAAUUAGAUCUUUGCAACCUGAGGAGCAAACUCAAGCCUGCAAAGGCUCAAGAGAAGCUGUCAGAGCAGGAUCCUGUGGUCAAUGAGAGUGCCUUCAGUAACAGUGGACUUCCAGUAGAAUCUUCUGUCAAAUCUCAGGAAAAGCCCAACAUGGAGAUUAGACCUCCCUCUAGACCUGACAGCCAAAUCUUUAAGGAAGUUCCUUUCCCCAAGGUUCCUGUGGGCUCAUCAAAGCCAGGUGAAAAUGAACCCAAGAGCAGCUUUCCUGUACCUAGGGAACCCCCUCAACGUCCAGUAGUACCUCCCAGAAGGCCUCCACCUCCUAAGAAAUCAAGUGCGCCAGCACCCUCAGCUUCAUUGGCCCCCCCUGUCCCACAGAAGGAAGUGCCUGAAGUUCGAGCUGUCCCAGUGUCUAGUAGGCCAAUAUUGGUUCCACCAAAAGCCAAAGCCUUCCUGCCCUGUCCUGGCCAAGAGGAAACCAAAACAAAAAGCAGCUCAGGCCAAAAGUCAUUGCCCAAGCCUGUGGAGAAGGAAAGAUUAUCCAUUCCAAUUACCAACCUGGAUGUCUCAAAAGAAGCCCUCUAUGUGGCUGUGGCAGAUUUUGAAGGAGAUGAAGAAACUAGCAGUUUUAAAGAAGGGACUGUUUUUGAAGUCCGUGAGAAGAAUAGCAGUGGCUGGUGGUUUUGCAAAGUCCUCACAGCAGGGCCAUGUUGGGAAGGCUGGAUUCCUUCCAAUUAUCUCCGAAAAAAGCCAUAGCCCUGUUGUUGCUUUUGCAUUAUAGCAGCUCAACAAACCCCAUUUUAGUACUGCAAUAUUUAAUUAGCUUAUUUAUAGUUCUUCAUAAGGCCAACUCUAUUAGAAACAACAAAAAGCAAAGUAUCUGGGAUAACAAACAUUCCAAUUUGGGUAUGUUUCCAAAAUGAAUUGCAAGAGGAAACAUGCCAUUAUGUAGUAUUAUACCUAGGUUACUCUUCCUUCUGUAGGUAAUUCAUUUCUUGAACAAUUUUCACAGAAAAAAGGAAAGCAAGAAGAAGAGCCAUUUUUCUAUUUCAGCAUCAUGUGCCAUUUAACGUCACUAAAUAUAAUCAUGGGCUAAGAAGCUUCAUGGCAAGGAAAAUAUAUAAGUAAUACGAUUCCAUAAUAGGUACUUAGGUGCAAAGAGCUAUCCCAGUUGUUGUUGUUCAUUAUUUUAGUCUUCUGUCUCUGUAUUUUCUUCUGAUAUGAACAAUGCAUCUGCCAUAGCUCCCCUUUAUAUGACAGCUAGUGUUUUUAUGUAAGCACCAUAUUUGAAGAUUUGUUAAUGAAGUUCAAUGUAUUCUCUGCAAUGCAGAUCUAUGUCUCACUUGGAUUUUUCAGUAUCUUAAUCUCAUUUCAGUAAAUGUCGAGGGCAUGGCGUACAGGUUAUCCAUGUCCAUACGGUUGGUGCUGCAUCUUUGAGACUUGCUCUACCAAUCUUUUAUCUACAUCUGCAAAUAAGUCUUCUGACCUUUCUAGAUUUUGGCUCAUCUUUUCUAAAUCUAGAAGGUAACAGAAUGAGAACCCUCUAGGCUCAGGCUCAGUCUUUCUAGGAAAGUCUUUAACGUUAAAGUUGGACUAAAGGAAAUUUACAAAGAAUUUACCUCAGCCUGUUAUCUCUUCCUCAUAUAUUUUACUGUGAGAGCUUUUUCAAAAAGCUUGGUUUCCUACUUUUGUGUUUCUUUAGAAUGUAAAUUAAAUUGGCAAUGUCUUUUGAAACAUGCAGUCAGGCUAAAAGAACAGCACACUUUUAAGAGCUAUGUGAAUUAUUUGAAUUAUCUUAGGCAAAGGCCUGUUUAAAUCCUGGUCAACUAGUGACAGAUUAUGGCAAUUUUAGUGACGUGAACUGAAUCUAGAAAUGUCAAGAACCAUUUAAUAAGACCAGUAGUGGGUUCCAAAUCCUGGCGCUUCCAGUUCACUAUUGGGAGCGUGUGGCAUUUCUGCACAUGCGCAGAAAGUUCUGCGCAUGCGCAGAGCAUUUUUUAUGAUGUCUGAGGGCAUGGGCAGAGCCUCCUACUGCCGCCGCUACCGGUUUGCCCAAAUCAGGGCAAACCGGUAGCAACCCACCAUCGAAUAAGACGUAAUUUGAAGCUACAGAUAAGAGGCAAAAGAUUCAUAAAUAUGAAAAAUAACUGUAUGGAACUCGUUCUUCUAAAAUAUGCAGAGGCCACCUUUUUUCCUACUCAUUUCUGUAUACUUAAAUGGACAAGCAUGAUUAAAAGAAAUAUGUUGUUGCCUUUCUUUUUUAUUUCAUACAGUAGAAAUAUGUGAAAUAAGAAUAUGCCAAAAAGUGAUAACUUCUCAUUUAUAGCCAUGACAGUUUCUGAACAAUUGAUGAUGCAGAGAUUUUAACUACAUCAUUUUCAAUAAUUCUCACCUGUUCAAUUACUGUGUGGUUUGAGGGUGUAGGUAGAAUCUGGCAUGCGAAAAUUAACCAUACAAUUUAUGUUGAAAAGAUUUUACAGGAAAAGAAAAAAAAACUAGUUUUAAAAAGGCAAUACAACAUUUGUGUAACAGGAAUUUGCCCAGUAAGCUCCCAUGAGCCGAAUCUCACUGAUUUUUUGAAAUUAAAUCAGCUUAAGUCCAGCUCUAAAAUUUGCCUGUAAAAAUCAGUUCUUGGGGUUUAAGUGGCUGCAUUUUUCUCAAAGGCAGGUCAGUCUGACUAUUACUUACACAGAUUCAGGAUAUUAAUUACAGGGGUAUGAUUCAUCUGUCCAUUGAUUAGACAUGAGAUCAAGAGAAGUCAUUCUGAGAGAGAUCCUGCUGCAUAAAAGUAGAAAUCUUACUUUUUAUUUGUUCUGAUUGACUUUGCUCUGAUUUUACCAUCAGUCUUUUACUACUGUUAAGCAGUGGUUGAACCAUUUGCUAUUCUGCAACUUUUGUUCAAUGUAUACCUUAGUUCCCUUCUUGGCACUAUUCUGUAUGUGUGGUCUAGGGACAUUACAAUAUCCAUUACAGAAUCUUUGCCUGUAUAAUUAAAUAAUUGGUAUUAAAAUACAUGUUUCUUGUUCAGUAUUAUUUACCCAUCUCUAAUCCUAGCCCUUUUCCUUUGCCCUGUUCCUAAAAACGAAGACAUUCCUCAAGUAGAAAGGACUAAAAACCAUUUCUAGUAUUUCUUGUUUCUUCCAUGUUUCUUUCUUGAAAUUUUUUUUUCUCAGAAAACGGACUGAAGGAUCAGGUUGGUCUGGGUUAAUAAAGCACUCUGAUUGAAAGGAAGCCAUUGCAUUACACAUCUGUGCCUCACUUUUUAUAUUACAUGGGAUAGAAGCAAUUAUGAAGACCUGACUUGCUGGGAUAUGAGAAGUGUUGAGCUAAUGUUUGCCUCAAUGCUUUCGUUGCCUUAUACCAAAAGGUAUAUCAUUCUGAAAAGGAUAACCAGAUGCCGUAACAUGAAACCUGCUGUUUACUUUCCAAGUUCACUGACCACAUAUCGGUUGGACUAAAGGAUAUUCUUGUAUUCCAGUUUCCUAGCCUUCUAACUGGGAUGUUCUUCAAUGGCCUUAGGCUCAUCCAUGUCUUUAAAAGUCUGUUUUAAUGUUUAAUGUUAUAUAUCAAUCUGUAUCAAUCUGUACGUUAAUUGGGUGGGAUUUAUGGGGAGGGGAUUUUUGACAACGGUAGACAUAGCCUAUGUAAAAUUCAUGUAUACUUCCAGCAUUAAAGGCUAGGUGAUUGUG
Messenger RNA from Ahaetulla prasina, 5606 nucleotides. It is a transcript of the gene SH3PXD2B, whose product is annotated as SH3 and PX domains 2B. The record is from RefSeq and is a predicted model, not a curated record. Gene Ontology annotation, biological process: superoxide anion generation. Lineage: Eukaryota; Metazoa; Chordata; Lepidosauria; Squamata; Colubridae. Gene Ontology annotation, molecular function: protein binding; superoxide-generating NADPH oxidase activator activity; phosphatidylinositol binding. Gene Ontology annotation, cellular component: cytoplasm. Bases 82 to 2673 code for a protein of 863 amino acids. The transcript has 13 exons.